UGUUUUGAAGCUCCUCGACUCAACCGUUGUCGCGCUCCACUCAAAAUGGGAGCGCUCUCUCAGCGCGAGCCUCAUCACGUAUUGACAGCUUGACCAACCAAUCGUGAGGAACGUCCCCGCCCCUACGCGUCAACCUCUCUUCGAAUCAUCAAAUAGAAACCUUCCAAGGAGGCGUGGUUACACCAGCCCCAACGUCUCCGCCCACAAGCUAACCUAACGGUGAUUGUUUUCCUCUCUCGGGGAAGAUUUUUUCCUCACUUUGCAGCUCCACGUCGCUUAUUUUUGUUUUUCUUUUACAACACACCACUGAACAAGUCGCGGUCAAACCACCGAUCGCUUCGGAGUGCACCCCGGCUCAAGGCAUCGUGGUGAAAAGCCCGCCGAACGGAUUACCGUAGAACAGUCGGCGAACUUAAAGGAGAGGGGUCUCUCGGCUCCAUCGAGUAUGAGUUCAUGAUGAAGCGGCGACUGGAGGAUCAGGAAACGGUUUUUGCGUCCCAGCAGCGGCGCCUCCCCGGCAACGCCGAGACCUUCCAGCACCGCGUCCUGGCCCCGGCGCCGCCGGCGGUGUAUGAGGCAGCGGUCGACAACAUGCAGCCCACCGCAGGCGUCCAGUACUCGGUCCCGCAGGGAUACCAGGUUCCCACGGUGGCCCAGAACAGCAGUGGCCACGGACAUGCGCCGAGCCCAGCCGUCCAUGGGGGGUCUCACCACCACACCCCCGCAGUCGUCCAAUCCCACGGUCCCCCGGUGAUGCCGGCGCACAGCCACGCGACUGCUUCUCAGGCCUCGGCGCAGGGCCAGCAGCAGUUCCAGCGGCUCAAGGUGGAGGACGCAUUGUCCUACUUGGACCAAGUCAAGUUGCAGUUUGGCAACCAGCCUCAGGUUUACAACGACUUCCUGGACAUCAUGAAAGAGUUCAAGUCUCAGAGCAUCGACACCCCGGGUGUCAUCAGCAGAGUGUCGCAGCUCUUUAAAGGACACCCUGAUCUCAUCAUGGGCUUCAAUACUUUCCUACCGCCCGGUUACAAAAUCGAGGUGCAGACCAACGACCUGGUCAACGUGACGACGCCCGGACAAAUCCACCACAUCACCCCGCAUGGCAUUUCGGUACAGAACAUCCCCAUCACGGGAGCGCCCGGCUCCCAGCACCCUGCCCAGGCGCCGCCCACCGCCACCACUAGCGCGCCGGCCCUCCUCACGCAGCCUGUCCCUGCCAAAAUGAACAAACCCCAGACGCCGACGCCAGGCAGCCAGACUAACCCGUCCAUCCCGGCGUACUCAGCGCCUCACUCUCCGCCCGUCCCUCUCCACCCGCCUCUCAGCGGGAUGCCCACCGCCGGUCUACCGGCGCAAAACAACCAGCCGGUGGAGUUCAACCAUGCCAUCAACUAUGUCAAUAAGAUCAAAAACCGCUUCCAGGGUCAGCCCAACAUCUAUAAAGCAUUCCUGGAGAUCCUGCACACGUACCAGAAGGAACAACGGAAUGCAAAGGAGGCUGGUGGGAACUACACCCCGGCUCUGACGGAGCAAGAGGUGUAUGCUCAGGUUGCACGGCUCUUUAAGAACCAAGAAGACCUACUCUCCGAAUUUGGACAAUUUCUUCCAGAUGCCAACAGUUCAGUGCUACUGAGCAAGACAACAGCUGAAAAAGCCGAGUCGGUACGGAACGAUCACGGUGGAACCACCAAGAAAAUGCAACUCAACAACAAGCAGAGGCCCAAUCAGAACGGUUGUCAAAUCCGCCGCCAUCCAACUCCCGGGGCAACGCCCCCUAUCAAGAAGAAGCCCAAGUUACUAAAUUUGAAAGAUUCAUCCUUGGCUGAGACUAGCAAGCAUGGAGUUGGAACUGAAUCGCUGUUUUUUGAGAAGGUGCGAAAAGCCUUGCGGAGUACGGAGGCCUACGACAGCUUCCUGCGAUGUCUAGUCGUCUUCAACCAGGAGGUGAUAUCCCGGGCCGAGCUGGUGCAGCUGGUGGUGCCCUUCCUAGGUAAAUUCCCAGAACUAUUCACUUGGUUCAAAAACUUUCUGGGGUACCGAGAAAUGUCCCACAUCGAGGCGUACCCCAAGGAACGGGCCACUGAGGGCAUCGCCAUGGAGAUUGACUACGCUUCCUGCAAGAGGCUUGGCUCCAGUUACAGAGCGCUGCCCAAAAGCUACCAACAACCUAAAUGCACUGGGAGAACGCCACUUUGUAAAGAGGUGCUUAACGACACCUGGGUGUCUCUGCCAUCUUGGUCAGAAGACUCCACCUUCGUCAGCUCCAAAAAGACUCAGUACGAGGAGCACAUUUACAGGUGUGAGGACGAGCGAUUUGAGUUGGACGUGGUGCUAGAAACCAACCUGGCAACCAUCCGAGUUCUGGAGGCCGUACAACGAAAGAUAUCGCGAAUGUCGGCGGAGGAUCAGGCCAAAUUCCGCUUGGACAACACGCUGGGUGGCUCUUCUGAGGUGGUGCACCGGAAAGCCAUCCAGAGGAUAUACGGCGACAAAGCCCCGGACAUUAUCGACGGCCUGAAGAAGAACCCGGCCGUUUCCGUCCCCAUCGUGUUGAAAAGGCUAAAGACCAAGGAAGAGGAGUGGCGGGAAGCCCAGCGAGGUUUCAACAAGAUCUGGCGGGAGCAGAACGAGAAGUAUUACCUCAAGUCCCUGGACCAUCAGGGCAUUAACUUCAAGCAGAACGACACCAAAGUGCUACGCUCCAAGUCCCUGCUCAACGAGAUCGAAGGCAUAUACGACGAACGCCAAGAACAAGCAUCCGAGGAGAACGCCAGCCCGCCAGCAGGCCCCCACUUGACCCGCACGUACGAGGACCGGCAAAUCCUUGAAGAUGCGGCAGCUCUCAUCAUCCACCACGUCAAACGUCAAACCGGCAUUCAGAAGGAGGACAAGUACAAGAUCAAGCAGAUCAUGUACCACUUUGUCCCCGACUUACUAUUUGCACAGCGCGGCGAGCUCUCUGACGUGGAGGAAGAAGAGGAAGAGGAGGACGAGGAGAUGGACGUGGAGGACGGCGCCCCCACCAAGAAGCACAAUGGCAUCCCUGGUAGCGGCGGUGGAAGCCCCUCCAAGUCCAAACUACUGUUCAGCAACACGGCGGCUCAGAAAUUACGGGGCUGCGACGACGCGUACAAUCUUUUCUACGUCAACAAUAACUGGUACAUCUUCCUGCGGUUGCACCACACGCUUUGCUCACGACUCCUCCGCCUCAACUGGCAAGCGGAGCGGCAGAUUGAAGAGGACGUGCGGGAACGAGAGUGGGAACGGGAAGUGCUCGGACUCAAGAAGGAGAAGCAUGACAACCCGGCUAUUCAACUGAGACUUAAGGAGCCUAUGGACAUUGACGUGGAGGCUUACUACACGGCCUUCUUGGAGAUGGUCCGCAAUUUAUUGGAUGGCAACAUGGAGGCAUCUCAGUAUGAGGACUCACUAAGGGAAAUGUUCACCAUUCAUGCGUACAUCGCCUUCACGAUGGACAAGCUCAUACAGAGCAUCGUCCGGCAGCUCCAGCACAUCGUAAGCGAUGAGAUCUGCAUCCAGGUGACGGACCUCUACUUGGCCGAGAGUCCAAAUGGCGCUUGCGGGGGAUCCAUGUCCACGCUGUCUUCCAGGAGCACCUCGGAGGCCGCCUACCAGCGGAAAGCGGAGCAGCUUAUGUCGGAAGAGAACUGCUUCAAGGUAAUGUUCGUGAGGAACAGAGGCUUGGUGCAGCUAACGUUAGAGCUGCUCGACACUGAGGAGGAGAACUCUGAUGAACCUAUGGAGGCUGAGCGGUGGUCCGAUUACGUGGGACGUUACUUGAACCCAGACAGCACCACUCCUGAGCUGAGUGAGCAUCUGGCUCAGAAGCCUGUUUUUCUGCUCAGGAAUCUGCGACGGAUACGGAAGUACCAGAAGUGUCGCGAACAGCAGGAUAAGGAUGCUGCCGAGGGAGGAAAGCAGCCACUGGACAAGGAGAAGAUGGAGUGCAUGUUCAAGCUCAACUCUUACAAAAUGGUGUACGUCUUCAAGUCUGAGGACUACAUGUACAGACGCACUGCACUAAUGCGAGCGCACCAGUCCCACGAGCGCGUGAGCACUCGCCUCCACAAGCGCUUCCAGGCGUGGUUGGCGACGUGGGCGGAAGAGCACGUCAGCGCCGACGCGGCCGCCGAUACCGACAAGUGGCUAAUGGGCGAGGGACGCGACGGACUUUUGCCCUGCAGCACCGCACGCCAGCCCGAGGUCCUCCACUUUCGCAAUGUCAACAAAUAUCGCGUCAAGUACAACCCGUAGUGAUCGGCCCCAGGUUAGGAAAGCUGUUUGUUUUUAUAGGCGGUGUGUGUGUGUGUGUGUGUGUGUUCCUCCAGUGGCGGCGAGGUUACUGUUUUUUUACCAGCGUUUUUAGCUGGGAUCAUGCCCCUCUCUCACACUAGGGUGCCAAAACUCGGAAACGGUCUCGUCCCGCUCACCAGCACUCACUUUUUUUCUACAGUUAUCUCCGAAUUACCGUCCACACAGUCCGACCACAGAGGGGGGGGAUUUCUUAAAGCCAGCCGGGACACGCUGGACAAGUGCACUUAUUCAGGUUAAAAAAAUAAAUAAAUAAUCCCAGAUUUUUGGAUGGAGACAAACUCUUCAUUCAACUCACUUUCUGUUCCGGGCUGAGCCUUCCAAACAAUGUUUGGACUCAAUAGUGCACCGUUGUAAAGCUUGUCACGUCCAUGUGCUGUACAUAUAUACAUAUAUAAUAUAUAUAUAGUUCUAUUAAUACACAUUAUCCUCGCCGCCCUGGAAGACUUUUUUUUUUUUUUUUUUUUAAAAACAAAAAACCCUUCCGCCAAUGCUCUCUCUCUCUCACACACACUGUAUAUACACUGUAAAUAGUCUCAAGACUUUUUAUGACCGAAGCGUGUUGUCCUGUUUAGUAGAAAGUUCCGGGUUAACUGUUAGAAUGUAAAGGAAGAAGAAAAAAACGAGAGAAAAAGCAACGUUUAAUACAGUUUUUACCAAAGGGAGUUGAUGAUACAAACAAGCUGUUUUUUUGUCCCACCUUGUACCAGAAACCCAUCCGGACCCCUUUUCUCUCUCUUUGUGCGUGUUCUUUUACGUCGUUCAUCGUUUUAAUUUACGUCGUUCGAAACAAAAAGUGCUGAAAAGUAGAAAUGUAUCCAGGUUUUUCUGUUUUUAUAGAUGACAAAUCUAUUUUCUUCUCAAUGUCACUUAAAAAAUAUUGAAUUGAAAGCACUGCGACCAUCUGACUUUUAACCUGUUCAAGCCCUGCCUCUACCCUGGAUAGAUUUCUGCUGCACUCUUCCCUUGUUCUCCCUCCUCCCGGUUGUAUUUUUGAUAUUGGAAGUCACGCGAGCAUGUCUUUUGUCCGUUUAUUUAGACAUUAUUUAAAGUUAAUAAUAAAAAUUACAUUUGUAGCCUAUGUUUACACGCCUGGUGACUUUUAUUCCUGUAUGUCCUUUUUUUGUGCUCUUUCAGGUUUGAAAUCUUAUAAAUAUAAGAAAUGCAACGAAUUUGGCUGUAGAAUUCCAUGAAAACUCUAUUCUUAAACCUUUAUAAGGCAAGUGUCCGUGAUCUUUUGAACGAAAACACUUAUUACAGGCAUGAAAAUCUCUCACCUUUCAGCGAAAUUCGCCGUUUUGAAGUCAAAAAGGGUGACUUACGUGAAUGGCGUACCGCAAGCAACACGUCGCUUCCGUUCAUUAAUAUUCAUGACGUUAGCUACUGUUGCUAAGGAGGGACACGCAACUGUUUGUCCGCGAUAGGAAAUGAAUGGAAAUCGUGUACGAAGGAGAUGUUUACAGAGCUAAACCUACCAAUUCUUUCUGAAAAUGACGUCCAUGUUGCCAGAUUCAUUGGCAAAGAUGUGGAAGAACAUAAGAAUGUUCAGUUAAAGAGAUGGCUUGAGUGUCGAGGGCUGAAAAAGACAAAAAAAACUUGCCAACUGAAGCAUAGCCUUAGCUUUUUCAUCAAAACCUUUUUCUUACGCGACUGACAAUGACGUUCUCCUGUUUCAACACACUAUCCUUUACCACCAGCCCUGUCUCUCUUAUAUAUUAUAUCCUCUGGUUGUCCUACGUCUCUGACCGUUCUUGGGGGGUAAUUUAUAGUUUGUUUUGUGUAGCGAUCGCAAAUGCUACUCUGUGACAGCCAACGAACACUUUUAAUUUUUUCAUUGAUAACAAAUCUUAAUUCUAUAAUUUAUUUACACUUCCCCCUUACUAAAGUUGAUUUUUUUUUUACAACAGAAAAUGUAACCGUGGCAGUCAGAUACAAUUUUAAUUCUUUUCAGGUUCAUUGUCAGACAGAGGCAGCAUGGUACAACGUCACGCUAAAAAAUAAGUUAAAAAUAUCAAAAUGGCUUAUCUCUUUGUCCUCUGAAAACAAUGCCAACCCAACAAAAUGUUUACUGCAUAAAUGUUUACUGCCGAGCUGGCAUUAAAAGUCCGUGCAAGUUGAAUCAGUCUUCACAUUUUUUCCUCCCGUUUUUGGAUUCAGGAAACGUAUGAAGAAAACAUCCUUCAUAUGUCGUAAAUUAUGUCUAGAGUCGUUUCUACAAGUUCCAAAAAAGCAAUGUGUGAUCGGCAUGUUCGUUUUUGAAAGAUUAACGGAGAAAAGUAGCACAAUUAACAUGGUUUCUAUGCGAGGGCGGGUCUGUAAAGUCCCACUCCUGCUUUACGAUGCGACGUCAAGGUCUAAAAAUAAAAUAGCAUGCGUGGGGGUACCCCAUUGUGAAGAUCCGAGGAGAAAUUUUUGUCGGGAGACUUGGAGGACGCUUGGUAUGUGAGUGGAAAAAGUGGCACAAAGCCAAAAAAGCGGACCAGAGUGGCCAAAACAUUUGACUUCUUUCAACAAAACAAAGGAGGGUACACUGAUGUUUCCUGCCUCUUCAAAAAUUUGGGCUCACCCAGACAAUUUGGUGUUUUCCUUCAAAAGUCACACUCAAGACAUUAACAAGGUUGGAAAUAAGGAUUUUUAUUUGAAAUAAUAAUUUUCUGCGUCAAACUUUGCCCUUUGCAACAAUUGCAGCUUUGCAGACCAAUGACAUACUAGCUGUCAGGGCCGGCCCAGGCCAUUUGGGGGCCCUAAGCAAAAUAAUGCAAAGGGGCACAUAUUUUUGGCCCACCAUUUCGUCACAGUGUACUGUGAAACCCAUACAUGCAAUCUAACCCAUACGUCCAUAUUUUGAAUAUUAAUCAGAUUUUGUUGCACUGCAUACUUCAAACUUCUCACCCCAAAUGAUUGUCAGUAGUUACAGUAGAUAGCGCCAAACCUUUUUCUAAAAGUGGAAAGAAAGAAGUUAAGGAAGAAUAUUUAUUUUUUUAAGCUUGUAAUCAAGGAUCAAAACUCACAAAAGUCAAAUAAAGCAAACUGUAGUAAACAAAAUAGAAUAAAAAUAAAACAAUUGCCAGAUUGGGGCCCUAAGCAGCUGCAUAGUCUGCGUAUAGGCUGGGCCGGCCCUGCUAGCUGUUAAUUUGUUGAGGCAAUCUGG
This is a messenger RNA of Corythoichthys intestinalis (scribbled pipefish), 7483 nucleotides long. It is a transcript of the gene sin3aa, whose product is annotated as SIN3 transcription regulator family member Aa. The record is from RefSeq and is a predicted model, not a curated record. Gene Ontology annotation, cellular component: Sin3-type complex; chromatin. Gene Ontology annotation, biological process: negative regulation of transcription by RNA polymerase II. Bases 454 to 4275 code for a protein of 1273 amino acids. Gene Ontology annotation, molecular function: transcription corepressor activity. The transcript is spliced from 21 exons. Lineage: Eukaryota; Metazoa; Chordata; Actinopteri; Syngnathiformes; Syngnathidae.